Molecule: messenger RNA, 1063 nt
Organism: Bombyx mandarina (wild silkworm)
Lineage: Eukaryota; Metazoa; Arthropoda; Insecta; Lepidoptera; Bombycidae
Product: alpha-tocopherol transfer protein-like
Cellular component (GO): membrane
Molecular function (GO): phosphatidylinositol bisphosphate binding
Source: RefSeq, a predicted model, not a curated record
AUCCCAAUUCACAUUCGACCAUUUGCAAUUGCGACCCAGACAAACAAACAACACUGCCUUGCCACGUUCGAUUUUGAGCGGUGAAUUACUUGAAUCAUAUUAAAUACUGUAUUGUUUUAAGAAAGUGUAAUAUGGCAAUCGAAGCGAUCUCAGUUCAAUAUGAAUAUAAGAAACAUGUGAACAUAAGACAAGAAAUGGUCGAGAAUUUACGUGAAUGGAUUCGGAAGCAGCCGCAUCUUCCAGCUGAGUUUAUAACUGAUCUUGAUAUAAUACUCGCAUUUCACUGCUGCGAAUAUGACACUGAGCGAACAAAGCACUUGAUUGACCUCAAUUUUACAGUCAGAACAUUGUUCUCGUUUUAUCAAAACAGAGAAGUAAACGAAUGUAUUGAAAAAGCCUUGGACACAUGGUUAGUGACCCCACUAAGCACCUCGACUAAGAAAGGAUAUCGACCGAUAUACUGCCAGAUCUUGGAUUCGGACCCUAAUAAAUUUGUCUAUCAGGAUGCGGUUAGAGCUUUCACAAUGAUUGUGGACUUGUGGCAGUACGAAGAGGGAACUGUACCCGGAAUAGUUAUUAUAUUGAACAUGAAAGACGUAUCGCUUGGACACAUUUCUCAAAUAGAUUUGAUUGUUGCUCGACAAUUCUUUUAUUAUCUGCAGGAAGGUAUGAUAGUGAAACUAAAAGAGUUUCAUUUCAUUAAUGCACCGAGUCAUAUGGAUAAAUUAAUGAUGAUGAUAAGACCGCUUAUGAAGGAUACGUUUUUAAAUGUUAUCAAAGUACACGAAGCUGGUUCUAAGACAAUUGAAGAAUACUUUCCGAUUGCCGCACUGCCAGAAGAAAGUACUGGGAUCAUAUUGAAAGAAAAUAUAUUGAAAAAAUUAAAAGCUAACAGACAGUUUUUUGAAGAUGAAUCCAAGAAAAGAGUCAACGAAGCGAAACGUCCUGGAGGACCAAAAACAAUUUCCUCGUUUUUCUCUAAUGUAGAAACAUCUUUCAAGAAACUUGAAAUAGAUUAAUGGACUUUAAUAUUACUUAAUACAUAUGUACAAACCCAACAUGA